This is a messenger RNA of Penaeus chinensis, 1002 nucleotides long. RefSeq names its product phosphatidylinositol 4-phosphate 5-kinase 8-like. Bases 1 to 1002 code for a protein of 333 amino acids. The transcript is spliced from 2 exons. The record is from RefSeq and is a predicted model, not a curated record. NCBI's taxonomy places the organism in Eukaryota, Metazoa, Arthropoda, Malacostraca, Decapoda, Penaeidae.
AUGAUUUACGGUCCUGGCAUCCGUAUGAGUCCCCUACGAACGGGCGGCAGCGGAAUAUAUUGUGGGCGGCUUCGGAAGUUUAUUGUGGGCGGCUUCGAAAGGUUAUUGUGGGAGUCUUCAGAAUUUUACUGUGGGCGGCUUCGGAAGUUUACUGUGGGCGGCUUCGAAAUUUUAUUGCGGGCGGCUUCGGAAGUUUAUUGUGGGCGGCUUCGAAAGUUUACUGUGGGCGGCUACGGAAGUUUACUGUGGGCGGCUUCGGAAGUUUAUUGGGGGCGGCUUCGGAAGUUUACUGUGGGCGGCUUCGGAAGUUUAUUGUCGGCGGCUUCGAAAUUUUAUUGCGGGCGGCUUCGGAAGUUUAUUGUGGGCGGCUUCGGAAGUUUACUGUGGGCGGCUUCGGAUGUUUAUUGUGGGCGGCUUCGGAAGUUUACUGUGGGCGGCUUCGGAAGUUUAUUGUGGGCGGCUUCGGAAGUUUAUUGUGGGCGGCUCCGGAAGUUUACUGUGGGCGGCUUUGGAAGUUUAUUGUUGGCGGCUUCGGAAGUUUAUUGUGGGCGGCUGCGGAAGUUUACUGUGGGCGGCUUUGGAAGUUUAUUGUGGGCGGCUUCGGAAGUUUACUGUGGGCGGCUUCGGAAGUUUAUUGUGGGCGACUUCGGAAGUUUACUGUGGGCGGCUUCGGAAGUUUAUUGUGGGCGGCUUCGGAAGUUUACUGUGGGCGGCUUCGGAAGUUUACCGUGGGCGGCUUUGGAAGUGUAUUGUGGGCAGCUUUGGGUGUUUAUCGUUGAUGACUUUGGGAUGUGGGCGGCUUCAAAUAUAUACCUUUCGGGGUGUCGGAAGCCUAUUGUAGGCGGCUUCGAAAGUAUACUGUGGAGCUUCGGAAGUUUACUUUGGGCGCCGUCAGAAGUAUACUCGGGGCGGCAUCGGAUCUGUGUAACUUAUGCAACGGACGUUUACGAGCGGCGAAGAGAAAGGAGGGUUCGCAAGGGUACGGCUUUGAUGGCUUCGUAA